Messenger RNA from Salvia miltiorrhiza (redroot sage), 3537 nucleotides. Its product is annotated as pre-mRNA-processing protein 40A. Bases 199 to 3267 code for a protein of 1022 amino acids. Gene Ontology annotation, biological process: mRNA cis splicing, via spliceosome. Gene Ontology annotation, molecular function: protein binding; RNA binding. NCBI's taxonomy places the organism in Eukaryota, Viridiplantae, Streptophyta, Magnoliopsida, Lamiales, Lamiaceae. Gene Ontology annotation, cellular component: U2-type prespliceosome; U1 snRNP. The record is from RefSeq and is a predicted model, not a curated record. The transcript has 29 exons.
AUUUAGUUUUUUCAUCUUGACCCAACCCACUAAACAUUUUUGGUAAGGUAGCACGCUCCAGCGAUUUGAAUCAACUGGGGGUUUCGGUUUGCUCCUAUCCUAGGGUUUAUACCUAACUGGACAAAAAAUUUCUGUAUCUGAAACUGUUCCGUCCGGCGAUCUGUUUUUUCCCGGUGUCUAAGUUUACUUGCCGCAGGCAUGACAAGUAACCCGCCACCAUCCGGUUCACAGUCACAUUGGCCACAUCCUGCAUCUGGAUCCACGGCUCCUCAGAGUUUUGCUCCUCCAUAUCCUAUGCAAUUCCGUCCUGCCUCACAGGCUUCACAAGGCCAACCUUUUAUGUCUCCACAAACUACUCCACAGUUUCAUCCAUCAGGACAACCACAAAAUAUGGGGAUACCUCCAGGUCAAGGUCAACCACUUCAAUUUUCUCAACCAAUGCAACAGUUUAUGUCACGGCCUCCGCAAGGUGGCCACGGUGCCCCAUCCUCAUAUCCUCAAAGUAUGCCUAUGCCAUCAGGCAUGGCACAGGCUCAAUCAACUGCUCCAGGCCAGGGAGUUCCAUUUUCAUCACCAUAUACUUAUGCUCCAUCUUCUUUUGGCUUGCCCCAGACAGGCAUCAGCAUGCCUCCCCAGUUCCAAGCUUCCUCCCAAAUGUCUAUGCCCGUUGGUUCUACUGGGGCACAACCGUGGAUGCACUCAAAUCAAGGUACUCCAAUUGUUGCACCAUUGCAGCAAGGCAGCUUGCAAUCCUUCCCCACCACCACAACUGUACCAGCUGUUAAUGGUUCUAGUACUGCUCAACAGUCUGCUUCUGAUUGGCAAGAAUACGAUGCUGCUGAUGGCAGGAGGUAUUAUUACAACAAGACUACAAAGCAGUCUAGUUGGGAGAAGCCUCUUGAGUUGAUGACUCCUCUAGAGAGAGCUGAUGCAUCAACUGUUUGGAAGGAAUUCACUACUCCUGAGGGUAGAAAGUAUUAUUACAACAAGGAGACAAAGCAAUCAAAAUGGACGAUACCCGAUGAAUUAAAGUUGGCUCGUGAACUGGCUGAAAAAGCUGCUGCUGAGGCAUCACGUCCGGAAAUGAAUUCUAGCUCUGCACUACCCACAGCUAGUGGCGCUUCUGGUGAACAACCACCUGCUACAGACAACUUGGCAAGCUCCACUACAUCAACAGGAGCUGGAGUCAGUUUGAGUCCUGUCCCAGUGGCUCCAGUUGCUUCUGAUGCUAAAUCUCCUAUUUUGAUGGCCUCUGAAUCAAGAGUGGUUCCUGUAGUGCAGACACCUGUUGCAAGUGCAACUGGAGUGUCAGUGGGAGACGCUGUGGUUUCCUCCCCUUCUGAUGUUUCAGUCAAAUUGUCAAGUGCCAGGUUAAUGCCAAUGAUCAGCUUGGAAAAUCCUUCAGCACAAGUGGGGUCAAGUCCCUCGGUCGGGGCUUCAGUCCCAGAUGGAGAGGAGGAGAAGAAAGAAACUGCUGUUGCAGGGAAAAUGAAUGUGGCACCAGUUGAAGAGAAAACAGUGGAUGAUGAACCUGUCAUAUAUGCUACCAAGCAGGAGGCCAAAAAUGCGUUUAAAGCACUAUUAGAGUCUGCAAAUGUGGAGGCGGAUUGGACUUGGGACCAGGCUAUGAGGGUGAUUAUUAAUGACAAAAGAUAUGGUGCUCUGAAAACUCUUGGCGAAAGAAAGCAAGCAUUCAAUGAGUACUUAAUGCAACGGAAAAAGAUAGAGGCGGAGGAGAGACGUCUCAGGCAAAGAAAAGCAAAGGAGGAGUUUAUGAAGAUGUUGGAAGAAUCCGAAGAACUCACAUCAUCUACACGAUGGAGCAAAGCAGUGACAAUGUUUGAAGAUGAUAAACGGUUCAAGGCUGUUGACCUAGAAGUGGAUCGAGAGGAUCUCUUUAGGAACUAUUUGGUGGACCUUCAGAAAAAGGAGAAGGCAAAGGCUCAGGACGAGAUUCGUCGGAACAGGCUGGAAUUUAGGCAAUUUCUGGAAUCAUGUGAUUACAUAAAGGUGGAUAGCCAGUGGCGGAAGGUUCAAGAUCUUCUGGAAGAUGAUGAACGGUGUACACGCCUAGAUAAAAUAGACCGGCUCGACAUUUUUCAGGAUUAUAUUCGUGAUUUGGAGAAGGAGGAGGAAGAGCAGAAAAAGAGACAAAAGGAACAAUUAAGACGAGCGGAGCGUAAAAACCGUGAUGCAUUUCGUAAGAUGAUGGAAGAGCAUAUUGCUGCUGGCACUAUUACUGCAAAAACUUCCUGGCGGGAUUAUUGUCAAAAAGUCAAGGAUUCUGAAGCUUAUGAGGCAGUUGCAUCAAACACUACUGGUUCCACCCCCAAAGAUUUGUUUGAGGAUCUAACAGAAGAAUUGGAGAAAAAGUACGAUGAAGACAAAGCCCAAGUAAAGGAUGUUUUGAAGCAGGAAAAGAUAACAGUUGCUUCAACGUGGACAUUUGAAGACUUUAAGUCCUCUUUUGGAGAUAACACUGUUUUGUCCUCCAUAUCUGACAUAAAUUUGCAGCUAGUAUUCGAAGAUCUUAUUGAUCGUGCUAAAGAGAAAGAAGAGAAAGAGGUUAAAAAGCGUAAACGUCUAGCCAAAGAUUUCACUGAAAAAUUGAGCACCAUUAAGGAAUUAAAUGUGCUUUCUUCGUGGGAGGAAUGCAAACCACUUAUUGAGGAAAGCUCAGAGUACAGGUCCAUGGGAGAAGACCUCUGCAGAGAAGUGUUUGAUGAAUUUAUAUCUCGUUUGCAAGAGAAAGUGAAGGAAAAGGAGCGCAAACGAGAGGAAGAAAAGACGAAAAAGGAGAAAGAGCGAGAGGAGAAAGAGAAGAGAAAAGAUAAAGAAAGAAAGGAGAAAGAGAGGGACAAAGAGAAGGAUAAAGAGAAAGAUAAAGAUAGGGAUCGUGAAAGAGAAAAGGAGAAGGGAAAAGAUAUUUCAAGAAAGGAUGAAGAGACUGAAAAUGUGGAUUCCAUGGAAACUCAUGGAUACAAAGAUGACAAAAAGCGGGAGAAGGACAAAGAGAAGAAACAUCGGAAGCGGCACCAGAGCACAACUGAUGAUGUGAGUUCCGAUAAAGAUGAGAAAGAGGAGACAAAGAAGUCACGCAGGCAUGGCAGUGACCGUAAAAAGUCAAGAAAGCAUGCAUAUUCACCCGAAUCAGAUAGCGAAAGCAGGCAUAAAAGACACAGAAAAGAUCACCGUGAUGGAUCUAAACGGAGUGGUCAUGAGGAGCUGGAAGAUGGCGAACUUGGUGAGGAUGGGGAGAUCCAAUAGUCACAUGUGAUCAUUUUGUUCACCUGGCUAGUAGUCAUCGCCCCAUCACUAAAAUUACGGUAUUUAGAACACCACCACUAACUGUUUUGCUAGAUGACAACGUUUGUUUCUAAAUUGCUACCCCAUACCUGAAGAUCCAUGUUUCCAAUUUUCUUUUGCUUCAGGAUGUGUAGCUGCCUUGGGGGUAGUUAUUAGUUUUUGUCUAUUAAUUUACUUUUGUUAGACCAUGAAAUAAAAAUUUGAGAUGAAAAUGCAUUCCCCUUUGGUGUA